This is a messenger RNA of Camellia sinensis, 747 nucleotides long. The record is from RefSeq and is a predicted model, not a curated record. Lineage: Eukaryota; Viridiplantae; Streptophyta; Magnoliopsida; Ericales; Theaceae.
AUGUGCAAAGUCUUCCCAUCCAACUUGGGAGAAACCGGACUUCGAUGGUUCGAUCGACUCCCUGCUGGAUCGAUUCAUGGCUGGAAGCAGCUCUCCGAAGAGUUUCUAGCCAGAAAGGAGCAGGAGGAAACGCUGCGCAGUUACACUAGGAGGUAUUGGGAAGAGUACAACGACCUGGAGAAAAAUGUGUGCAGCGAGCAGAUGGCCGUUUUGUCUUUCAAACAUGGUCUGUGCCCGGAAAGUAAGUUGAGACAAUCACUUACCAAGCGCCCGGCCACAGCAUUGAAAGACUUGCGUGCCAGGAUUGAGCAGUAUGCUCGCCUCGAAGAUGAUCAGAUCCCCAUCGAGGUAGCAUCAGCAGAACAAACAGCUUGGCACAAGAAGAGAACAGAUCGAGGAGAGCACCGAGGGAUCGCAGUGAAUGAAGUGGAUAAGUCCAAAUCUCACGAAGCCGUCAUAACCGUAUUCAAAGAGCCGAUCUAUCGAAUCCUGGAAAAAAUCAAGAGAGAGCCCUUCUUUGUCUGGCCACCGAAAAUGUUGGGAGAUCCGGCUCGGCGCAAUCAGAAGCUCAGAUGCACCUAUCACCAAGACGUGGGGCACAUGACUCAGAACUCCAGGGCACUAAAACAACACUUGGAGGACUUGGUAGCAGCUAGGCACCUCUGGGAUUACAUUGAUCAGGAUAAGAAAGUGACCGAACCGGGAACCCACCACCAGAACCAAAUAUUGAGCACCCACCUCGGUUGA